UUAGCCCCCUGGAACAAGUCAGCCUGGGAGCUGAGGCCCAGGCUUUCUGCUGUGUUGUUAACAGUGGAAAAGCAGGGCCCCACCUGCUCUAGACUGAAGCAGGAGGGGCUCUCUGGAGAGGGGCCACCUGCAGAAGGGCCACCAGGCCCUAAAUACUUCACAGAGGAGCAGUGGCAGUGACCCCAGCUCAGAGCAGCUUCAGCCUGAAGUCCGAGGAUGGAUGUUUCCAGAAAGUAAAAUCCACAAGAAUUAAUGAGUAAGACAAGAGAACUGGCAUAUGCUCCUCCCCAUAAUGAAAAUAGUCCUAUUGCAGUCAACCAAGAUGAAUCUCAUGGAUAUCACCAAGAUCCUCUCCCUCUUGCAGCCUGAAGAGGAGGACACUGAUACAGGGGAGAAGCAGGCUCUCAAUCAAGCAGUAUAUGACAAUGACUCCUAUACCUUGGAUCAGCUUCUAUGCCAGGAGCGUUACAAACGUUUCAUUAAUAGCAGGAGUGGUUGGGGAGUUCCUGGGACACCCUUGCGCUUGGCUGCUUCUUAUGGCCAUUUGAGCUGUUUGCAGGUCCUGCUGGCACAUGGUGCUGAAGUUGAUAGCUUGGAUGUGAAAGCACAGACACCGCUUUUCACUGCUGUCAGCCAUGGCCAUCUGGACUGUGUACGUGUGCUUUUGGAAGCUGGUGCUUCUCCUGGUGGCAGCAUCUACAACAACUGUUCUCCUGUGCUUACAGCUGCCCGUGACGGUUCUGUUGCCAUCUUACAGGAGCUCCUAGGUCAUGGCGCAGAGGCCAAUGUCAAGGCUAAGUUGCCAGUGUGGGCAUCGAACAUAGCUUUAUGUUCUGGUCCCCUCUAUUUGGCUGCAGUCUAUGGGCAUCUCGACUGUUUUCGCCUGCUUUUGCUACAUGGGGCAGAUCCUGAUUACAACUGUACUGAUAAGGGCCUACUGGCUCAUGUUCCCCAUCCCCGCACUCUCCUUGAAAUCUGCCUCCACCAUAAUUGUGAGCCAGAGUAUAUCCAGUUGUUAAUUGAUUUUGGUGCUAACAUCUACCUUCCAUCUCUCUCUCUGGACAUGACUUCAAAAGAUGAUAAGGGUGUUGCACUGCUGCUACAGGCCAGAGCCACUCCACAGUCGCUCCUAUCCCAGGCCCGUUUAGUUAUCCGCAGAGCCUUGCGCCAGGCCAGCCAACCACAAGCCAUCGAUCAGCUGGAUAUUCCUUCCACAUUGAUUAGCUAUCUCAAAUAUCAACUAUAAUCUUGUAGUAUUCCUUGGACCCGAAGAUGCCUUUAAGAACCACUGAAGACCUGAGUAGCUGGAGAACAUUACAGCUCUACCUACUCUGGAGCUGCUCUCCCAUAAUAAAAUCCUUCGAAAAUAA
Messenger RNA from Cavia porcellus (domestic guinea pig), 1370 nucleotides. RefSeq names its product ankyrin repeat and SOCS box containing 12 (gene Asb12). Gene Ontology annotation, molecular function: protein binding. Gene Ontology annotation, biological process: intracellular signal transduction. Lineage: Eukaryota; Metazoa; Chordata; Mammalia; Rodentia; Caviidae. The transcript has 4 exons. The coding region runs from base 278 to 1246 and encodes 322 amino acids. The record is from RefSeq and is a predicted model, not a curated record.